AUGGAAGUUCCUACAUCGAGAGGACCUUGCUUGAAUCAGUUGCGAUUGGUACUAGACAGAUGCACGAACUGGAGUUUCGAGAAGAGGAGAAUGGUUGGAUGGUUGUGUCUUCUGUCCAUAGGUAUCUUUGGCGUUUCUCCGGAGACUCGAAUUCCUCUUGAGUGUGCCAAGAGAGUACUUGAUCCAGAAGCAUUUGAGAGCUAUCCCUGGGGUCGGGUUGCUUGCAAGAGUUUGAUGAACUCGAUAAAGAUAGCAAGUUAUACUGGGAAGAAGUCAUAUACGUUAUGUGGUUUAGUCCAUGUGUUGCUUAUUUGGGCAUAUGAGGCCAUUGUUGGUGUUGGAGAAUUGUAUGAGACCCAAUUGGAUGGCGAGCUACGGUUAUUGGAUUCUCCUCGUGCUAUUUGA
Microthlaspi erraticum is the source of this 405-nucleotide messenger RNA. The record is from the annotation of a GenBank genome assembly. NCBI's taxonomy places the organism in Eukaryota, Viridiplantae, Streptophyta, Magnoliopsida, Brassicales, Brassicaceae.